Molecule: messenger RNA, 2868 nt
Organism: Venturia canescens
Lineage: Eukaryota; Metazoa; Arthropoda; Insecta; Hymenoptera; Ichneumonidae
Product: probable cytochrome P450 305a1
Exons: 8
Coding region: 1266-2744 (492 amino acids)
Biological process (GO): xenobiotic metabolic process
Cellular component (GO): intracellular membrane-bounded organelle; cytoplasm
Molecular function (GO): iron ion binding; oxidoreductase activity, acting on paired donors, with incorporation or reduction of molecular oxygen, reduced flavin or flavoprotein as one donor, and incorporation of one atom of oxygen; heme binding
Source: RefSeq, a predicted model, not a curated record
AUUUUUCAAGUGCCCACUUUGCCCCACAUUCCCAUAGUGUUCUCUUAUUAGGCAAACAUCAAGGAAAUAUUGACUUAAAAACGUUUUAAUGUUUACAAGUUCAUCGUUUAAUGGAAAUGAAUUAUUUUUUAAUCGACUGUACGACACACCGUAGCUUAUGACGUGUAGUUUGAUGUCUGCGUACGUUUUUGUUAUCAUAGUUGUUAUUGACCACUUCUCAGCAAUUUUCACCAUUCAAGACUAAAGUAGUUUAUCCAUUUUUUUCUCAAAUCAAGAAAACUUGUUAAUGUUUCUUAGAAUAUAUGUUUAUACAACGACGAAAAACCUUUUUUAGAAAAAAAAAUUCUUUACUGAUCAUUGAAAUUCUUGACAAAACAACAAAACCUCAUUCUUUUAGCAUUUACCGUUGAAAUCAAAGGUUAAACUUGUGACCUUCGUUCAUCAAAAUUAAUUGCAUAUUUCAUUUCAAUUGUUCUAUUGUCGAUUAUUGUCGAUACUGAAAAUCGUAAGAAACAAUAUUUCAAUCGAGACGAUAUGUGAAUGAACAACGGUUCAACCAUUAGUUUCUGAAAAGUCAUAGUGGAAUAAAAAGAAUGGAAAUUCUUCUGGAAUAAAAAGAUUGUGGUCUGUGGGACGAGAAAAAAUUUUGAUAAUUUCGAUUCAUAACCCACAUGACUAUUAUCGCUGAACAUCUGCUCUUCUCCUAGAACGAUUCUUAUCGAACACUUGUACAAAUUCGAAAGAAGAUCGAUAAAUAUGUAUUUUUGAAGAAAUAAUGUGGCAUUAACGUUCAAGGUAAAAGCUGAAGCCAAAACGAGAGAGUUGCUUGAGAAAUUGCAAGAAAAUGUCUAGCUACUUUAUUUCAGUAACUUUUUUUAUUUUUACAUAUUUAUGAAAGCAAAAAAAAUGGCAACGAUUAUUCGAAAAAGAAAAUUUGUAUUAUAAUACUAAAGUAAAACUGUCGGUACUGAGAAUAGUGAAUAAAAGAAGAGCUGAGAAGUAGUAUACCGGAAUCGAGGUUCAACGGCUUAGUGUUUUUGAACGAUGAUAGUUGAGUGAGCACGUGCAAGGCUUCUAGUGUCAAUUGAGUCCUCGUCGAUCUCGUGACCAAUUUACUAGAUACGAGAGCGAGGAAGAUAUACAAGAGAAAAAAGGGUAGACCAAACUGGCCGAGGUAUAAUUUUAGAAGAGCUUGAAGUUAAGACUACGAGCCUUCUGAUUACUCGAACGAGAAUCUCCUCUUCGUCGAGUCCAUUGUCACGAUAAUGAUCACAUUGAUUUUACUCUCGAUCGUUGUUAGUCUGUUGGCGUUAAUCGUCGAAUCGAGACUACGGAAGCAUAGGCUCGUGCCACCCGGACCUUUCAAAUGGCCUCUCAUCGGAAAUUUUCGUUCAUUUCGAAAACUGAGUCGUCAGUGUCGUGGGCAACACCGCGCAUUCCUCGAGCUCUCCCGACGCUAUUCAAGCAAUCUCAUAUCACUUCGUCUCGGUGAAUUAAAUAUAAUUGCUGUAUCGGGUUACAAGGACAUACACAAGAUUCUUGGUUCCGAAGAGUUCGACGGUAGACCGUGGAACGAAUUCUCCAAAAUGAGGAACAUGGGGCUCAGAAAAGGUAUUACCAUGGCUGACGGACCCGAGUGGAAAAAAGUUCGUGCUUGGCUCGUUAGAUCAUUGCGGCAAGUAGGAUUUGGACGUGCCGAGAUGUCAGCCCACUUGUGCGAAGAAUUGGAAUCGAUUUUCGCGAAAAUAAAGGAUGGAGGCAUUUUUUGCAUGAGAUCUCUCAUAUCAGCCGCUGCGGUUAAUGUCAUUUGGAUCUUGGCUACUGGCAAAAGAAUAACGGAUGAGAAGAAACUGCAGCAUUUCCUCAAGCUAAUGGAACGACGAGCCAAGGCUUUCGACAUGGCUGGAGGAACAUUAUCGGUAUUCCCUUGGAUCCGACACAUAGCUCCCGAAGCUUCAGGCUAUAAGCUUCUCGUAACAUUGAACAAUGAGAUAAGGAGUCUGUUGAUGGAAGUGAUCGAGGAACACAAAAAGAAUUAUUCACCGGACGGAACUGCUAGAGAUUUGAUCGAUAUGUUUUUGGAAGAAAUGUAUAACGAAAAAGCAGAAAAAUCACCGAUCUUCGAUGAGGAUCAGCUGUUCCUCAUAUUGUUGGAUUUGUUGAUCGCCGGUUCGGUGACGACAGCAGCGACUCUCGAUUUCCUCUUUCUUCGGAUGGCGGUCCACCAGGAAAUCCAGCAUCGGUUGUACGAAGAGCUCGAACUCGUUGUCGGACGCGAUCGUCUUCCGGAACUGAAGGAUCGACCAAAACUGCCAUACACCGAAGCUGUGAUGGCCGAAUCUCAACGGAUCCAAAUGGUCGUACCAAUCAUUGGACCCAGACGUGUCAUGCGCGAAACCAGCAUCGCAGGUUACAGAAUACCUCGUAAUUUUUCUGUGCUUCUUAAUGUUUGGAGCAUUCACAUGAACCCGGAAUAUUAUCCAGAUCCAGAAUCGUUCCAACCAGAAAGAUUCCUCAAAAAUGGUUCAUACGUUCCUGAUGAGAAACUCAUUUUUUUCGGGGGAGGACACAGAAGAUGUCCCGGCGAGGCGGAUGCCAGAUCAACUGUUUUUUUAUUCUUGGUCAGUAUUAUACAGAAAUUCCAUAUAUUACCGAAGCCAGGACAAGGACCACUGGACGUCGAGCCCACUUCUGGUAUUACGAUAUCACCGAAACCGUACGAAGUUUUACUCGUUCCUCGAUAACGAAUUCAUGAAUUCUAACUAAAAAUUUACUUACCAUCUGAGUUAUCAACUUAGUGAGCUCUAACGAAAGCAUAUGAUUCAUUGAAUUAAUGGAAAUCUCUGAAUAAACAAUUAUACCAAUUUA